This is a messenger RNA of Cyprinodon variegatus (sheepshead minnow), 2848 nucleotides long. RefSeq names its product excision repair cross-complementation group 3 (gene ercc3). The record is from RefSeq and is a predicted model, not a curated record. The transcript is spliced from 15 exons. Bases 122 to 2473 code for a protein of 783 amino acids. Gene Ontology annotation, molecular function: DNA binding; ATP binding; 3'-5' DNA helicase activity. NCBI's taxonomy places the organism in Eukaryota, Metazoa, Chordata, Actinopteri, Cyprinodontiformes, Cyprinodontidae. Gene Ontology annotation, biological process: transcription initiation at RNA polymerase II promoter; nucleotide-excision repair. Gene Ontology annotation, cellular component: transcription preinitiation complex; nucleotide-excision repair factor 3 complex; transcription factor TFIIH holo complex.
GAAGGAAAAAAAAAAAAAUAAGCACAGCAUAAAAUGGAUGCGGUAUUGAACAGAGUUUAAUAUCUCUACUUUAAUAUGUCAUUUAGUUAUUUUUCUGCAUUGCCCAUUUAAACCUUUUAAGAUGGGCAGAAGAGAUAAAGGAGAUAAAGAAAAGAAAUCCAAGAAACGUUAUUAUGAGGAGGAAGACGAUGAGGAUGAGGUGACGGCCAGUGAGCCCCAGGAGGCUGUACCGGCUGCUGCAGGAAAACAGGUGGAUGAGUCCGGAACAAAGCUCGACGAGUAUGGAGCCAAAGACUACCGUGUUCAGAUGCAGCUCAAGAAAGACCAUUCUUCACGCCCCCUCUGGGUGGCUCCAGAUGGGCACAUCUUUCUAGAAGCGUUCUCUCCUGUGUAUAAGUAUGCUCAGGAUUUCCUAGUGGCCAUUGCAGAGCCUGUCUGCAGGCCUAACCACGUCCAUGAGUACAAGCUGACGGCGUACUCGCUCUAUGCAGCCGUCAGUGUGGGCCUGCAGACAUCGGAUAUCGUCGAGUACCUGCAGAAACUAAGCAAGACAUCUGUACCUGAUGGCAUUGUACAGUUUAUUAAACUUUGCACUGUGAGCUAUGGGAAAGUCAAGCUUGUGCUCAAGCACAACAGGUACUUUGUAGAAAGCGCGUUCCCUGAUGUCAUUCAGAAUCUCCUGCAGGACAACGUGAUUCGUGAAUGUCGCCUGCGAAGUGCCGACGGAUCGGACCCUGAGCUCAUUACUGAAGUCAUCCACAGCAAGUCUGCGAUUUCUAAGGGUGUCCAGGACAAAGGUGGUGCCUCCACCUCACAGCAGCCAGGCGAUGGACAAGCUUUAACCCAACAGGUCCCAGAGGACAUCUUCAGCUACUAUGAACAGAUGGACAAGGAGGAAGAGGAGGAGGAAGAGACUCAGACUGUGUCUUUUGAAAUUCGACAGGAAAUGAUAGAGGAGCUGCAGAAGCGUUGCAUUCAGCUUGAGUACCCUCUCCUAGCCGAGUAUGACUUUCGAAACGACACAGUUAACCCUGACAUCAACAUUGACCUCAAGCCCACUGCGGUGCUGCGGCCCUACCAGGAAAAAAGUCUGCGCAAGAUGUUUGGAAAUGGCCGUGCAAGAUCGGGCGUCAUAGUGCUGCCUUGCGGAGCUGGCAAGUCUCUGGUGGGUGUGACCGCUGCAUGCACAGUGCGUAAACGCUGCCUUGUGCUGGGAAACUCCUCGGUGUCCGUGGAGCAGUGGAAAGCGCAGUUCAAAAUGUGGUCCACCAUCGACGACUCUCAGAUCUGCCGCUUCACCUCCGAUGCCAAGGACAAGCCUAUUGGCUGCUCAGUGGCAAUCAGUACCUACUCCAUGCUGGGUCACACCACCAAGCGAUCCUGGGAGGCUGAGAAGGUCAUGGAGUGGAUGCGCACACAGGAGUGGGGACUUAUGAUCCUGGAUGAGGUUCAUACCAUCCCAGCAAAAAUGUUUCGACGGGUCUUAACUAUUGUCCAAGCCCACUGCAAACUAGGGCUCACCGCCACACUGGUCAGGGAAGACGACAAGAUUGUGGAUCUUAACUUCCUAAUUGGUCCUAAGCUGUAUGAAGCUAACUGGAUGGAGCUGCAGAACAAUGGUUACAUUGCAAAAGUCCAGUGUGCAGAGGUCUGGUGCCCCAUGUCUCCAGAGUUUUACAGAGAGUAUGUGGCCAUUAAGACGAAGAAGCGCAUUCUGCUCUACACCAUGAACCCCAAUAAGUUUCGGGCCUGCCAGUUCCUCAUCCGUUUCCACGAGCGACGCAAUGACAAGAUUAUCGUCUUUGCCGACAAUGUCUUUGCUUUGAAGGAAUAUGCCAUCCGUCUCAACAAGCCUUUCAUCUAUGGACCCACCUCUCAGGGAGAACGAAUGCAGAUUUUGCAAAAUUUUAAGCACAAUCCAAAGAUAAACACCAUUUUCAUCUCCAAGGUUGGAGACACUUCCUUCGACUUGCCAGAAGCCAAUGUUCUGAUCCAGAUCUCUUCCCAUGGUGGAUCGCGUAGACAGGAGGCACAGAGACUUGGUAGAGUCUUAAGAGCCAAGAAAGGAAUGGUGGCUGAGGAGUACAACGCCUACUUUUAUUCCCUGGUGUCCCAGGACACCCAGGAGAUGGCUUAUUCCACUAAGAGGCAGAGGUUCCUUGUUGACCAGGGAUACAGUUUUAAGGUUAUCACAAAGCUUGCAGGUAUGGAGGAAGAGAAUCUGAUGUUCUCCACCAGAGAAGAACAGCAGCAGCUGCUUCAGAAGGUGUUGGCUGCUUCAGACCUGGAUGCUGAGGAGGAAGUUGUGGCAGGCGAAGUGGGAGUCCGACCACAGUUCUCCAGGCGAGCUGGCACCAUGAGCUCCAUGUCAGGCGCAGAUGACACAGUCUAUAUGGAAUAUCAAAGCCGGGGAAACAAAGCCUCUGCAGUAGGCAAGAGCGUUCACCCGCUAUUCAAACGCUUCAGAAAGUAGAUCCAGUGAAACCUGACACCUGAAGACCUGCUCUGUUGUCAUGGGACACGAAAAAGCAACAAUGGAUUUGCUGGUUCAGAGAACCCAUCUGGUCAGGCGAACAUGAGAGACUUGAGUUUCAAGGCUUUUGAAGAAAAGAGAUUUCUGAAUCUAUGAGGAGACCAGGGUGGCCAAUUAAAUAUGUUGUAACUGUUUUCGUCACUUGACUGAAAAGCAUUUUUUUAAUGUUUUUUGUACAUUUUGCUUCAAAGCUCAAACUGCUUGUUCAUAUCUCUGUACUGGAGAAUAAAAAACUUCCACUUUAUAGGUUCAAAUUAAUUGUAGGUUGUCCAUAAAAGCCCUUAAUAAAUGACUCAUCCAAUUAUUAAAUUAUUU